AUGAACGCAAAGUCAGGAGUACUCUGGGCCGCAAGAUUCGCAGCACAAUGCACAAAUAGCAAACACGAUCUUUGUGGGCAGCCGCUGUCCCCUGUCUCAACGGUGCCAUCGCGCUCGCAGUCCACCCUUGCAGCAGAGGCAUACGCCGAAGAUGACCGUCUGUAUGGAUUCCUUGACUCAGAUCUCUCUCUUGCAAGUCGAGAAGACUGGGAUAGCUGGUUGGAGGCUUUCUGUCGCCAGGUCUACCCGCAGUACCCGUUCUUGCACCUCCCGGCACUGCAAUCCUUAUACAAACAACUACCGGGCCCUCCAGGUCUGUCUGUCGAGCAUGUCUUUCGAAGUGAAGAGCACUGCUGCCAGACGUCGCAGGUGCUUGUCGUUCUGGCCAUUGGGGCCUACUGCAAGAGCUCGCAUUCAAGCACAUUCAAGGGAUCCUGUCCUGGGGGCUGGGCCCUCUAUUCAACGGCCCUUGACGUCUACGGCCACAUGAUGAAAACUGCAUCGGAUCCUUCAACCGGGCUACUUCUUACGCAGACGAUUGUGCUCAUGGCAGUCUAUUGUUGCUGCGUAGAUGCUACGCAGAUGGCAAAAAGACUACUCAGUCUGGCCAUUUCACAGCUGCACUGUCAGGGAGGCCACAGACGCGACACCCUUACCAGCAUUCCAGUUGCCAGAGGCGAGCUCAUGCGGCGUUUGUGGUGUUCGGUCUAUGCCUUGGAUCGAGAGCUGAGCAUCCAAACCGAAGGCGAGCCCAUUAUUAAAGACGACAAUGUCGACUUUGCUCUUCCACUGAAUCUGGGAGAUCAAUGGAUAGCCAUGCACUAUGAUGACAACAGAAGCUCUUCAGACCUCGCUGAUCGAAUCCAACAUGAGAUGUUGAAAAAGCCUACAGCGGAAAUAUCAUGCCUCAGGGAGUUGACAUGCUAUGCAAGAGCAGCUAGCAAGACCCUGGAGAUACUGCGUGACAAGAACAAGAAUUUCCACCAUGGGAGUAGUCCAUUGCUAAUUGAGAGCUUGGAGCGCUACAUCUCAAGGGCAUUCCAGACCACCGGAGUGGCUUUCCAGUCAGAAAGCCGUCAAUCAAGCACGUCUUUAGCCGAGAAACUAGCAAUCGAAAAGAAGGGAUGGUCCUUGCGAACAAAUAGAUGGUGCUACCUGCGUCUUUUGAUCGCUGUCCAUGCGGUCGAACGAUCGAAAGAAUCAGGUCUACCCGACAGUCAGGCAACUCGGUUUACCUGUCUGCAUCUGAUAGACGAGAUUCUCCGGGCUCUUAAUUCACUGCCACAUGAGUUUCCGAAGUUCACGUUUCCUAUCCUCCACUACUGGUAUAGUGCGGUGCGCAUUGGACUGGAGAUGGUAGGUGAAGAACCCUUGCUUCGUCAAUGUUAUGGCGUAACAAUACUCGAAGCCGUCAUCUCGCUCUGCGAAUGUUAUGCAAAGACAUGGCUGUCGAGCCGGAUCAGCCAAAACAUCCUGGGCAUGAGCUAUGCCGCCCGGUCAAUCUUUGCGGACGAACUCGCGGGACGCGAGAAUUCGUUGAUUCUACCCCAAAGCCUCGGAAGUCAAAGCAACAUGAUAGCAAAGUUGGAGGAAGCACCAGUCAUCGCAAGCCCACUAUCUUCACUCUCUUCAGAUGGGACCGUAAGUUCAUCCAGCACCAUCGGAGCCCCUGGGGAUGUGUCUAUCGCUCAGAGAGCCGAGAAACCGAGUCAAGCAGUCGAAAUCGGCAACCAGAGCAACGAACAGAAUCUUCCCCAUACUCAAAACUGCAAUGGCCAUGCCUCCUCUCACUCCCAGGGAGCUUUUACCAGGAAUCUCCACUAUGCAGAAAAUGACCGACACACUCUCUGUGCAGAUGGCAAAUGGGGCGGCGCAGAACCCACCAUUCUCGAUGACGAUCCCAACGGCCAACAGCUGUAUACCACGCCCAGUUCACCCGUCGCAGGAGUCAAGCCUGGCCCAGGUAUUCAGUUGAAUAUUUCUGAUCCUCUCGAUCUCCCCAGUCGUCCCAGGAACUUGGAUCCCACCAUGGCAAACGAAUCAACGCAGACCAUCGCGUCAGACAGUCACAUCUCACCUGGUGAUCAAUCAUGGGGGUCCUGUUCUGCAGCAAAUAUUUUAAAUUGUGGCAUUUCUGAGUUGGGACUGGAUGAGAUCCACCUCUUCACGCUAUCUGAUGCUGGAAUGAAUCCGAUGUAG
Aspergillus puulaauensis is the source of this 2199-nucleotide messenger RNA. RefSeq names its product fungal specific transcription factor domain-containing protein. The record is from RefSeq and is a predicted model, not a curated record. Gene Ontology annotation, biological process: DNA-templated transcription. Gene Ontology annotation, molecular function: DNA binding; zinc ion binding. The transcript is spliced from 3 exons. Gene Ontology annotation, cellular component: nucleus. NCBI's taxonomy places the organism in Eukaryota, Fungi, Ascomycota, Eurotiomycetes, Eurotiales, Aspergillaceae. The coding region runs from base 1 to 2199 and encodes 732 amino acids.